AGCUAGCUAGUAGCUGUAGCUGCCAUGGCCAAGCAUCUCGCCUUCGUCCUCCUCGUCCUUGCCGCCCUAGCCGCCUUCUCGUCGGCGACCAAGCUGACCAUCCACAACCUCUGUCCGCACCCGGUCUGGCCGCUCGUCACCCCCAACGCCGGCCUUCCCUCCAUCUCCGACAAUGCUGCGCGCCUCGACACCAACGCGAUUCUCUCCCUCACCUUUCCGUCCACCUUCUGGGCAGGCCGCGUCGCGGCCCGCACCGGCUGCGACGACGGAACGUUGCCGCCGCGCGGGUGCUUCACGGGCGACGCGCCGCCAUCCACCGUCGCGCAGAUCACGGUCCACGACAGCGGGAACCUGGACCUCGCCGCGUACAGCGUCAGUCUCGUAAACGGGUUCAACGUGCCGAUGGUGUUGAGUCCGCAGGCCGGCGGCGGGCAGUGUCCGGCGCUCGGCUGCGCCGUGGACCUCAACUGCGACUGCCCUCCGGACAACCGGGCCGCCGAAGGCACCGCGUGCCACGGGCCCGCGGGGUACUUCAAGAACCGUUGCCCGCUCACGAGGACGACGUCGACCGACGUGGAGCCCGUGCCGCAGAGCUGCCGCGCGCCCGGUGAGCUCAAGAUCGUCCUCUGCCAGUCGUCCAUGCUCCAGCGCGGCGCCGCGGCGGCGGAGGACACCGACAUGGUCAUCCGCACUAUCGUCGCCGACAACUAGAGCACAGAGCUUCCGUGUCGUAUGUCCUUCUGGCUUUGCCGUACUUCUACGCCAUGCACGAUCCAUCGUAGAGUUAAGAGUUCGUAAGCGUUAAUUAAGGCCCUGUUCGGACAUCCAUCAGAUGCGUGAAAUUAGAGGAGUUAAGAAGCACCUAAUUUUCAACUCCAGUAUUUAGUCUAUAACUCUGCCGGCUCCGUGGAGCCGGGUCUAGGAGCGGAGGGACUCCGAACACUUCCUAAGUGGCCAGUUUUCAUACAAAUGUCACAGUUUGAAUGUUUUUUUAUGAACUCUAGAACUUGGAACAAUUGUUGUACGGUAUUUUCAAUAUGUGUAAAAACAUAUGUGUAAGGUGGUCAA
Messenger RNA from Triticum dicoccoides, 1068 nucleotides. Its product is annotated as osmotin-like protein. NCBI's taxonomy places the organism in Eukaryota, Viridiplantae, Streptophyta, Magnoliopsida, Poales, Poaceae. The record is from RefSeq and is a predicted model, not a curated record. The coding region runs from base 25 to 711 and encodes 228 amino acids. The transcript has a single exon.